Rubroshorea leprosula is the source of this 4736-nucleotide messenger RNA. NCBI's taxonomy places the organism in Eukaryota, Viridiplantae, Streptophyta, Magnoliopsida, Malvales, Dipterocarpaceae. The record is from the annotation of a GenBank genome assembly.
CCAUUUCUACUUUUAAUUAUCCCAAACGACAUCACAACCGUCGUCUCAUCCUGCAUGCGCUCUUCCCUCCUUCCCCCUCCAUCUCCUCAAUUCCCUCGCCCUUCCCAUUCACGAACCGGAAUCCCAAAACCCUCGCUCUUUCCAGCUAUGAAGGAUCGGCCUCCGUCCUCUUACGGCGCCGUCUACGUCCCUCCUCACCACCGUCUCCGUUCUGUCAACACUGUUCCCAACAAUAGCAGUAAUCACUCCUCAGCCGCUUCGUCGAUUGAAUCCAAGCUGCGCGGUCACCAGGUUGCCGUUUCUUUAAACUCCUGGAACGGCAGUCCGCCUUCGGUGCCUCACUCGCAUCAACAGCAAAAGCAGCAAUCAGUGCAGCAACCGCCACUGCAGAGGAGUUCUAACAACAACAACAACAACAACAACAGUAAUCAUAAAAAUAAUAACAACAAUAGCGAUUUGAAGUAUAAUUCUGCUUAUGAUGACGUCAUUUCUGAGGACGGUUCGGAUCACGAGCCUGAUUCAGUGGUGCAACAGGACACUUUCUGUUUUGCCAGCGUUGAUGAAUGGAAGCAAAAGCUGGCCAUGCUUUUACGUGAUGAAGGAAAACAAGAAUUGGUCUCAAGGGAGAAGAAGGAUAGACGAGAUUUUGAGCAAAUUGCAGCUCUUGCGAGCAGAAUGGGUUUGUAUAGCCAUCUUUAUUCUAAAGUUGCUGUUUUUAGUAAGGUCGCCCUUCCUAACUACAGAUUUGAUCUGGAUGAUAAGCGUCCUCAAAGAGAGGUUGACCUAAACAGUGGUUUGCUAAAGAGAGUUAAUAACUAUCUUGGGGAAUAUCUUUCUUGGAAGUCUAGGACUAAGGAAAGCCUUUCAGAUAUUUGUUUUUCAAGAUCAAGUAGUAGUGGUAGUGUGGCAACUGAAGGACUUUUUGAGCAGCCAGAGCUGCUGGCAUCCAGCAAGCCUGUCAUGCAGAAAAUUCUUUGGCGAAGAAGUUUGCACCUGCGUGACCAGCAAGAAGCCUGGCAGGAGUCUUCUGAAGGCAGAAGAAUGCUUGAAUUUCGUCAAAAUCUCCCUGCUUACAAAGAGAAGGAUGCCAUAUUGGCAGUCAUCUUGCAAAACCAGGUUAUUCUUGUCUCAGGGGAAACUGGGUGUGGCAAGACCACUCAAAUUCCCCAAUUUAUUCUAGAAUCAGAGAUAGAUUCUAUUCGUGGGGCCACUUGUAACAUUAUAUGUACACAGCCCAGGAGACUAUCUGCCAUUUCUGUUUCAGAAAGAGUUGCUUCUGAGAGAGGGGAGAAAUUGGGUGAAUCUGUUGGGUAUAAAGUACGGCUUGAGGGUACAAAGGGGAGGGAAACACACCUUCUUUUUUGCACCACUGGCAUAUUGUUGAGAAGAUUGCUUGUUGAUAAAAAUUUAAAAGGUGUAACCCAUGUUAUCGUGGAUGAGAUUCAUGAACGUGGAAUGAAUGAAGAUUUCCUGCUCAUUGUCCUCAAAGAUCUUCUUCCUCGCCGUCCUGAGUUGAGGCUGAUUCUUAUGAGCGCAACUUUAGAUGCUGAGCUUUUCUCAUCGUACUUUGGUGGGGCUCCCAUAAUUCACAUUCCAGGUUUUACAUACACCAUUCAAACACAUUUUUUGGAGAAUAUCCUGGAGAUGACGGGAUAUAGAUUGACCCCAUUCAAUCAAAUCGAUGAUUAUGGUCAGGAAAGGAUGUGGAAAAUGAGUAAGCAAGCACCAAGAAAGAGGAAGAGUCAAAUUGCUUCCACAGUUGAGGAUGCACUCAAGGCAGCUGAUUUCAAGAAUUUUAGCCUGCAGACUCGGGAGUCUUUGCUGUUUUGGAAUCCUGACUGUAUUGGUUUUAAUCUCAUAGAGUAUCUUUUAUCCUAUAUAUGUGAGAAUGAAAGGCCUGGCGCUGUUCUAGUUUUUAUGACUGGGUGGGAUGACAUAAGUUCUUUAAAGGAUAAGCUUCAAGCUCACCCUGUCCUUGGAGAUCCAGACCGAGCUCUGUUGCUUGCCUGCCAUGGUUCUAUGGCUAGUUCUGAGCAGAGGUUAAUAUUUGAAGAGCCAAAAGAUGGAGUGAGAAAAAUAGUGCUAGCAACUAAUAUUGCCGAGACAAGCAUUACAGUUAAUGAUGUUGUUUUUGUUCUUGACUGUGGAAAGGCAAAAGAGACAUCAUACGAUGCACUGAAUAACACUCCUUGUUUGCUCCCAUCGUGGAUUUCCAAGGGUUCAGCUCAGCAAAGAAGAGGAAGAGCUGGCCGAGUUCAACCUGGAGAGUGUUACCAUCUUUAUCCUAAAUGUGUCUAUGAUGCUUUUCCUGAAUAUCAGUUGCCUGAGAUUUUGAGAACACCAUUGCAGUCCCUUUGUUUGCAAAUCAAAAGUUUAAAACUUGGGAGUAUCUCUGAGUUUCUAUCAAGGGCACUGCAGUCACCAGAGUUACUAGCGGUGCAAAAUGCCAUUGAAUAUUUAAAAAUCAUUGGGGCACUAGAUGAGAAUGAGAAUCUGACUGUUCUAGGGCAUUAUUUGACUAUGCUUCCAGUGGAGCCAAAACUUGGAAAGAUGCUAAUACUAGGUGCUAUACUUAAUUGCCUGGAUCCAAUACUUACUAUUGUUGCUGGUCUUAGUGUUAGAGAUCCUUUCUUAAAUCCAUUGGAUAAGAAAGAUCUUGCAGAGGCUGCAAAAUCUCAAUUUUCUGGUCAUUAUAGUGACCAUCUUGCUCUUGUUCGAGCUUAUGAGGGCUGGCAAGAUGCUGAGAUAGACCUUGGUGGAUACGACUACUGCUGGAAAAAUUUUCUUUCAGCACAAUCAAUGAAAGCUAUCGACUCUCUUCGAAAAGAAUUUCUUUCCCUGCUCAAAGAUACAGGUAUCAUUGAUGGGAGCACAAAUUGCAGUGCAUGGAGCUAUGAUGUGCAUCUCAUUAGAGCGAUUAUUUGCUAUGGGCUGUAUCCAGGAGUUUGCUCUGUUGUGCAUAAUGAGAAGUCAUUUUCACUAAAAACUAUGGAGGACGGACAGGUGCUUCUAUACUCAAACUCAGUUAAUGCUCGGGAAUCAAGAGUACCAUAUCCUUGGCUUGUUUUCAAUGAGAAGAUAAAAGUGAACUCUAUUUUCUUACGGGAUUCCACAGCUGUGUCUGAUUCAGCACUUCUCCUGUUCGGUGGUUGCAUCUCAAGAGGAGAUGCUGGUGGACAUUUGAAAAUGUUGGGAGGAUAUUUGGAAUUUUUCAUGAAGCCUGACGAGGCAGAUAUGUAUCAAAGCCUAAAAAGAGAAUUUGAUGAGUUGAUUCAAAACAAAUUACUGAACCCUGAAUUGGUCAUAAGCACCCAUCAUGAGCUCCUUUCUGCGGUGCGAUUAUUGAUCUCAGAGGAUCAGUGUGAAGGAAGAUUUGUAUUUGGCCGCCAGGUCCUUAAGCUUACAAAGAUGCCUGUUACGCCCAUUACGAAAACACAACCAACAUUGGUUUCAAGGACAGAGAGUGGACCUGGGGGUGAUAAUUCUAAGAGUCAGCUCCAAACACUGCUCACGAGGGCUGGAUAUGCAGCACCAAUGUACAAGACAAAGCAACUGAAGAACAAUCAGUUCCGGGCAACUGUGGAGUUCAAUGGUAUGCAGAUCAUGGGGCAGCCUUGCAGCAACAAGAAGAGUGCAGAAAAGGAUGCUGCAGCCGAGGCUCUGCUGUGGCUGAUGGGUGAGACGCAAGCAGGCCACGAAUUUAUGAAUCACAUGUCAAUGAUGCUGAAGAAAAGCAAGAGGCAUUACUGAAUUACCAUGGUUUUGUCUCCCAUUGAGGGCUUUGCAGGGCAUAUGAGCAGGGUACAUAUCCUCAUAACCCUUUUGUUAAUAGCAUCAGCUCCCCCUUUGCAGGGAAACAAAGAAGCAUCAGCGCCAUCUGAAAGCCAGAAAUCAGAUGAAACUCGUAUCUCCAUCUUCAAAUACUCCGAUGCUCUACUAAUAAAGAACCAAGUAUGACAGAUUUUGGUAGAAUUUCUGGUUUUCAUUGCAUGCUAGGAAGUGAUAAACACUACUUGUGACCUGCAGAAUGACUAUCAGUGCUGAGGUGCCUCUGGCUGACCUUUAUCAUCCAUUUUACUCAAGUGAUCCUGCAUUAAAAGCAGUUGAUGGGGCUCACAAGUCUGUCCGGAACAGUUGGACCUUCAACUAUCACAGCACCAGCAAGUAUUUAUACUGGGUAAGAAACAGUAACUGUAGUUGAAAUUUUGCAUCCUUUUCAGCUACACAAUUGUUUUGUACAUUAUCAGUUACAUUGAGUGCUUGCUAAGAGUAGGCUUGCAAUACCCAAGCAAGAACUAGAAUUUCAAGCCUUCCAUGCGUUGACUAGUUCUUUUCUCUUUCAGCCAUUUCACUCAAUUGCCUUGUUGUUAUCUCCUAUGGAAAGACCUUUUCAUUAUGAAUAAAAUUUUGUAGGGCAAUCUAGUGGUCGAGUUUGUUUUUGCAAACCGUUUAUUUCUCCGACUUCCAUUGUUAAACAAAAUAUAAUGGCAAUUAAAAGCCUAGCCUUACCUGUACUACAUCGUCUGUUUGCGCUUUACAGUGUCAAUGCAAUGUUGAUAUCACUUGCCUAAGGUCGUAUCAUUUUCAUAAUCCUCAUCUGGGCUGGAGUAUCUUGCUUUGGCCCACCUUGGAAUCUGAAAAACUCUGAGUCCCGGUUUAGCUAAAUGGGCAUGAGAUUUCUUCAUCAAGGGGAGCCCAAGUUCUGAAAGCUGCUGAAAGAAAAAGGGUAUCUUUCU